AUGUCGACUCAAGGUUUCCUGGAAGAAACUAAUUCUAUUGAAGAUAAUAUCAGUGCGAUACAGCAGAAUAUUAGUCGAAUUCAAGAGUUACAAACACAUAUUUUGGGGAGCACUUCGUCAAUGCAAGAGGAUGUGCUUAAUAAAGAACGUAGUAUCUUGAUGGACAAUACAAAAAGUCUCUUAUUCCAAAUAAAAGACCGCAUCAAGAAGAUUGAAAAUGAAAAUUCUCGAUUACCAAAAACUGAUUCGACUAUCGAUCUUCGGAAACGACGACAUAUACAUCUCCAUGACAAAUUUAAUCGCGUUCUUGAUGAAUAUCGUGGAAUAGAAGAUACGUAUAUGAAACUACAAAAAGAUCGAAUCAUUCGUCAAUACAAAAUUGUUAACCCUGCCGCUACCCAGGAUGAAAUUGAUGACUAUGUAUCUAAUUCGUCCAAUCAGCCCGUGUUUCAACACACUUUGCGUACUGGUGAGGCUCGUACAGCGUUAGCAGAAGUUCAGAAACGACAUGGUGAUAUUAAACAAAUUGAAAGUACAAUCUCUGAACUUGCAGCUUUAUUCACUGAAAUGCAGCUUCAAGUAGAGUCACAAGAUCCUGUGAUUCAAGAUAUUGAGAAAUCAACGGAAGAAAUUACAACAAAACUUGAGCAGGCGAAUAAGGAUAUUGAAGAAGCGAGAAAAAGUUCACAAGGAAGCAGGAAAAAAAAAUGGAUUUUAUUUGGUGUCAUAUUUGUAGUCAUAUUAAUCAUAGUCGUAAUUAUCAUAGCCCAAUUACCUAAGCAGACAAAUGUCAACGUCACCACCACCUCACCAGCUAAUACAUUUGUAACUGUUACAAGAAAUAACACACCGAGUGGAACGUAG
Molecule: messenger RNA, 864 nt
Organism: Dentiscutata erythropus
Lineage: Eukaryota; Fungi; Glomeromycota; Glomeromycetes; Diversisporales; Gigasporaceae
Source: the annotation of a GenBank genome assembly